ACCUACACAUCACCUGGACCGGCCUCUCUCGGUUCACUGUCCCGGUGCUGUGUGAUUUACCGGUCCGUGAAGCGGCUCCACAUCCGGUCGUGUCUCAGUCCACUUCCUCCGAAAACAACAGCACGUGUGCGGGGAAUGAAUGGGCGUCUGUCAGCGGGCUCCACGCGCACAUCCAGCGGCUUUAAAAAGGCUGAUUUGACCGUUAACAGACCGCAGCCGGUGUCCGUUUGAAACCCCGAAGCCAACGGACGGACAGCCCUCGCGCAGAGUGCUCACCAUGAGUUUUGUGGAGUACUCCGAUUUCAUUCAGGACGGGGACGUAGCCAUCAUCUACCUGGGCCACGACUCCAUGAUGCCAGUCAAGGUGCAGAAGGGCGCCCAGACGCAGACGCGUUACGGAGUCAUCCGCCACUCCACGGACCUGAUCGGUCAGCGUUACGGGUCGAAGGUCACCUGCAGCAAAGGCGGGUGGGUCCACGUGCUGCACCCCACGCCCGAGCUGUGGACCGUCACCCUGCCACACCGCACACAGAUCCUCUACACCACCGACAUCGCCACCAUCACCAUGAUGCUGGAGCUCAAGCCGGGAUCGGUCGUCUGCGAGUCAGGGACAGGUAGCGGCUCCCUCUCCCACGCCAUCCUGCGUACAAUCGCCCCCACGGGUCACCUGCACACGGUGGAGUUCCACCAGCAGCGGGCGGAGAAGGCGGCCGAGGAGUUCAAGGAGCACCGGGUGGAUCAUCUGGUCACCGUCAGGAACCAGGACGUGUGCAAGGACGGGUUCGGAGUGACCGGGGUGGCGGACGCCGUCUUCCUCGACAUCCCGAGCCCCUGGGAGGCGGUGAGGCACGCCAAGGCCGCUAUGAAGAAGCAAGGAGGUCGGGUGUGUUCGUUCUCUCCGUGCAUCGAGCAGGUUCAGAGGACGUGUGAGGCUCUGGCCGAUCAGGGCUUCGAGGAGAUCAGCACCGUGGAGGUCCUGCUGAGAGUCCACGACGUGCGGAACGUCUCCCUGCCGCUGCCUGACUUCGGCCCCGACCCCUCGUCUCAGACGGAGUCCGACGCAGCAGCAGCAGAGAAAGCGCCUCCGAACCACGCCUCCGUCACCAUAAAGACCACCACCCCGCCCAGAGAAAUACCCGGUCACACAGGGUACCUCACCUUCGCCACCAAACCGAGAACCUAAAGCUCAGAGUGAUUUUCAGUAAACGGAGCCUGACUGAUAAUCCAGCCGGGAUACCAGGCUCGCCCAGGUCCGGUUGGCACUGAGAGGAUUUAGUCCUGUGUUACAUAAUUUGGAGUUUUUGUUGCUUGCAUCAAGCAAGAGUGAAAAUCGAGUCGACUGAUUUAAUUUGAGAUUUUCAUCAUAGCUGAUCACGUGCCUCCCCUUUUUAUGAACAUCAGUUUUAAUCAGUUUCAUUUGUCGGGGAAGAAAAUUUUAUUUUUUUCCCUUUUUUUUUGCACUUUUGUAUUCAAAUAAAUCCAACAAAUGUGUGAAAA
Larimichthys crocea (large yellow croaker) is the source of this 1497-nucleotide messenger RNA. It is a transcript of the gene trmt61a, whose product is annotated as tRNA methyltransferase 61A. The transcript is spliced from 4 exons. The record is from RefSeq and is a predicted model, not a curated record. NCBI's taxonomy places the organism in Eukaryota, Metazoa, Chordata, Actinopteri, Sciaenidae. Gene Ontology annotation, biological process: tRNA methylation. Gene Ontology annotation, cellular component: nucleus; tRNA (m1A) methyltransferase complex. The coding region runs from base 278 to 1183 and encodes 301 amino acids. Gene Ontology annotation, molecular function: tRNA (adenine(58)-N1)-methyltransferase activity.